This is a messenger RNA of Schistocerca piceifrons (Central American locust), 1596 nucleotides long. RefSeq lists its product as uncharacterized. Gene Ontology annotation, molecular function: RNA polymerase II cis-regulatory region sequence-specific DNA binding; protein dimerization activity; DNA-binding transcription factor activity, RNA polymerase II-specific. NCBI's taxonomy places the organism in Eukaryota, Metazoa, Arthropoda, Insecta, Orthoptera, Acrididae. Gene Ontology annotation, biological process: regulation of transcription by RNA polymerase II. The transcript has 3 exons. The coding region runs from base 386 to 1378 and encodes 330 amino acids. The record is from RefSeq and is a predicted model, not a curated record.
UUGGGAUUACCCUCGUAACAAUGUCCCCUAUGUCAAAACCGGUAGUAUCAGUGGAUUUCCGCAUUUGUGGCCCGUAUCUUCACAAUAAUGAUUGCCCAUUCGUCUCUCUUCCGCUGACAUUCUUUCGUUAACGCGUUACGUGCCCGCAACAACACCAGAAGGCAUUCAACCUCGCAGUGGGGAGUGGUCAUAAUAUUUUUGGCUCGUCAGUGUAAUCCACGACUUUUAUUUUUCAUAGCUAAAGUCCUAACGGAAGUGGGACACACUGUUUAUACAGGUGUCCUUUAGUCAAAUGUCACCUUUUUGUGGGUACCUCAAGCAUGUCUGCACUCUGUGGGUACCUCAAUGAAUACGAAGAACAGCAGUGUGCAAUACCUCGGCUGACAUGUCAGCAAUAUACGGGCGCCGCGACCGGCAAGUCAGCGGACUGCGGUGGCGGCGCCGGCUGACAUGCGAGCGCGCCAGCCUGCGCCGGGCGACGUGUCGGCGGUUGUUGCAGCCGCCCAUCACCUUGCCGCGUGCCUGCCUGUUCGAGGUGGAGUGGGACGGCGACGGCGACGGCGACGCCACCGACCACAGCACGACGUCGUCGCCGGGCGGCGAGGCGUCGGCGUCCGCCUCAGCGUCGGGGUCGCGCCGCUGCCCGUCCGAGGACGACGCCCUGUCCGACGAGUUGUCGCUGGCCGAUUCGGAGGACGCGUCCGAGGAGGCGGCGGUGGGCGGUGCCGGGCUGGCCGCGCUCGGGGGCGGCGUGGGCGGCUGCGGGCCGGCGCGCGGCGGCGGCGGCGGCGUCGCCGUGCGCAAGAUGUUCACCAACAGCCGCGAGCGCUGGCGCCAGCAGAACGUCAGCGGCGCCUUCGCGGAGCUGCGCAAGCUCGUGCCCACGCACCCGCCCGACAAGAAGCUCUCCAAGAACGAGAUCCUCCGCAUGGCCAUUCGGUAUAUCAGACUGCUGACUAACGUCCUCGACUGGCAGAAACAGCAACAGAUGCAACAACAACAGCAGCAGCCCCAAAAGUACUUCCACAACAACAACCACAACAACAGCAGCAACGGGCUGCAACACCACAUGCACAACGGGGGCAGGCAUCGCGACGUGGGGGUGCAGCCGCUGGUGAAGCGGGAAGUGGGGACCGCAGCGAGUGUCCUCAAGAGGGAGCACAACCACGGCCACGGCACCAAUGGGCUACUCGUUCUCACCACGCCCGCCAUCAAGGUCGAGAGGGACGAGGACGACGAGGAUGACAACAGACACACAACACUUGUGAAUGAGAGUCAGCUAAGGAAGGUGCCAACUUGUUGGCAUCAUCACAGCCUUGGAUUGUCACUUGGCAAACCACCUCCUUCGCAUUCAUCAUCCUCUAGUGGAAACAAGUGACUAUAAAAGUGAUCUUGUUUAUCUGUGUUCCGACUCAGGGGAAUAAGUCAGCUGCCACCAUUUCAUUACCCUGGUGUCUUUCUACUGAGUUAACACAAGAGACUGAAAAAGUUAACUGUGAUUUAAAGUCAAAUGUUGUAGCUUUACAUUAGUGUUUAAUACAAUUUCUUGUGUAUAGUUUCACAUAAAUUACAUUGUAAAAUGAAUGACAGUGCAUA